CACUGUCGAUUAUCCGGCCACGAGAGGAAGGAUUGUCCUAAUCUACAGAAUGUACAAUGUUACCGCUGCCAAGGUUAUGGCCAUAUCAGCAAACACUGUAAAAACAGAAAAACCGCCAACAGAUUUAGGUUUCUGCGACCGAAGUCUCUGACAUAGGCACAGAAGAUCAGAUAAACACACAAAAAGUAGCAGAAGAUGAAAUACAUCAAGAUAAUGAAACAAGCGAAGUUGAUAAUGUAGAAAUAUCCUCAAUGGAUUUAGAAGAAAGGGACCAAAUGCAAGAAGAAAACGUCCAAGGUGAUAACGAAACCGCUGACGACCAACAAUGUGGUGCUGAUCAGGAUUCCAAUAUAGGAAACACUGAUGCAGGCAGUUCAGGAAGACCGGAAAGCGUCAACAGGAUACAAAUUGAACCUUCUAAAGCAAAGAACCUCCAAGACGACAGCACGCCGCUACCACUCGGACCAGCACCACCAUUGAAGAAGCCAGUGCCUACGCUGGCUAAAUAGGCCUUUCGCGCAUACUAUCGUUACACAAAGUCUUCACUCUAUGGUGAUCUGGGUGCCGGUUGAUCAACCACCGCCACUUUGCGGUUGGUCUAUAAAGAUAAGCAGAUUGAAUUCCGUAAAAG
Molecule: messenger RNA, 631 nt
Organism: Umbelopsis ramanniana AG
Lineage: Eukaryota; Fungi; Mucoromycota; Umbelopsidomycetes; Umbelopsidales; Umbelopsidaceae
Exons: 1
Coding region: 252-509 (85 amino acids)
Source: RefSeq, a predicted model, not a curated record